Molecule: messenger RNA, 2526 nt
Organism: Pedinophyceae sp. YPF-701
Lineage: Eukaryota; Viridiplantae; Chlorophyta; Pedinophyceae
Source: the annotation of a GenBank genome assembly
AUGCUGCGCGUCAACCUCACGUGUCACUACACGAUAGAGGUGGAAGAAGAGAGCGAUCACCGCGCGCACUCCCGAGCUGGAUCAGGCCGCGAGGAUGCUCCGGCGGGCCGGAACCGCCGGGGGCGGUGGGAGGACCAGCGCACCGGCGGUCGCUCCUCGCGGCCAGCAGAGGUGCACCGGUCGCGCGCCAGCGGGAGCGACGGGGCGGGCACUUCGGCGGAGUUCUCGAGCACGUCGCGCUUCGAGCGCACGGACGUGACCGAGGAGUACGCGGCGGCGACGGGCCUCGCGGGCGGCCUGUUUCCGGACGACCCAGACAUUCGCUGGGCCACCACCUCGAGCCCCCGCGACGCCCGCGCGCGCGGGGGGGCGCGGCCGCAGCGCGACGCGCGGGAGUCCUUCGAGGACUCGCGUCAGCUGUCGGUUCCCCGCGACGACCAGGCGGUGUGCACGGCCAUCCUGCCCUACGGCGUUGACCCCGUCGACUGGGACGUCGGGCUGCGUCACAGGCUGUCCUCGGAGAGCAUGGACGUCGCGAACGAAGGAAGUAUGUCCGGACGAGAUACGCCCGGGGCUCUGUCCCCGGCGGCGACCUCGACCGCGCGCCGGGGGGACGGGAGUGCCCGCUCGGUGCGCGGCGACUCGCAGGGCCCGACGCACACACACAUCCACGGCGAGGUAGUGCUGGGGCAGCCCCGCAUCGUGUACCGCUCCCGCGGCGCCGCGCAGCAGGAGGGAUCCCCGGCAGCAGCAGCAGCCGCGGCGGCCGCGGCGGCGAUCGCGCAGGCCAGCGGGUCCUCGCAGCGCGCGGUGAUCGAAGCCGCGGCGCGCGCGGCUGCAGCGGCGGUCGCACGCGUGCAGCAGGGCCCCGCGCAGACCGGCGCCGAGUCGCCCGCCAGCAGCCGCCAGUCGACGCCGCGGCCGCGCGCGGUGCCGCGCGCCGCCGCCCGCGCACGCACCCCGGAGGCGGCCUUGGAGGUCCGGGCCACAUCGGCCGGGUCGCUUGCCGCGGACCGCGCCGGGGACGCCCCGGAGACCCCCGAUCAGUCCUUAGGCGGCACUCCGGGCGCGCGCCGGCACUUCCCGACGCCCGGGCGGCUCACCGAGAGCCGGCUGGCGCGCAGUCUGGCCCCGCUGUGCAGCGAGGCGUCCAACGAACAGCUCGCGCCCGCGGGGACGCCCAAGACGGUCAGCCCGUCCGGGGAGAAGUCGUCCGCGACCGUGGCGCCCGCCGUUCCUGGCCGCUCGCCGCUCACGAAGCCCCGGCCGAGCAUCCGCCCGCCGCGCCGCACGGGCCGCGAGGAGGCGUGCAUGUUCGUGCUGUCGCGCGCCGAGCGGGACGAGAUGCACCGCGCCGCCGCGCGCCAGGCGCUCGCCGCCCACAUUGACUCGUCGGACUCGGAGGCCACCACCCCGGGUGCGUCGCGCGAGCAGAGCCGCGAGGACAUGUCAGGCCUGCAGCGGGCGCUGUCCGCCGCGGGGCGCGGGCUGCAGCCGCUGCAGGCGGGCGUCCUCGCGCGCUCGCAGCGCCGCCUGCGCGUCGGGCGGGACCUCGGCCUCGACCUGACCGAGCUCCCCAAGGGGCAGCAGCCCGCGCGCACGCUGGAGCCCAUCGCCUCGGUGGGCAACGUGGGCGGCGCGGCGGCGCUCGUGGGCGGCGCGGAGAGCCCCGGCGAGGACGACGAGAGCUCCGCGGGCGACGUGGCGGUGACUCCCAACGCGCACUGGGGCGACCCCAUGCUGGCCUCGGUGAUGGACAAACUGCUGCCCAGCCAGAUGGAGCAUCGCCGGGAGGAGCCGGUCGCGGGGGUGAGGCCCGUCGCGGAGAUCCUCUUGUUCGGGGAGGAGGACGGCGAGGGCGAGAACGGGGCAGGGCGCCUUGUUCCGGGAGCGGGCCUCCCGAGCGGCAACCCCACGCCGCUGCUGGCGGACUUGGACACCGCGGAAGUCCGACGGCGGUCCGAGCGGCACGCCGCGGAGCCUGCCCACGGAAGCUGGGACGCGUGGGCCGACGCGCGGACGGGGCGGCGCGCGGGUCCGUCGACGCGGCAGGUGCAGCACCAGGGAGGGGCUUCGGGACACAAGGGCGAGCUGGGGCGCAUGCACGGGCCGAACGCACGGUCGCGGUCGUCGACGAUGCUCACAGGGCGCCUCGCGAGCAAGGCGUCGGAGCUGCCCUCCGGGCACAGCCACGCGGACGCGGGGUCGCGUGUGCGGGGAGCUGCGCGGGUGGGUCUGCCGCAACUGCAGGCGCGUCGCGCGGAGGGUGCGGGCGAGGACAGCACGGAGGCAUCGAUGAGGGACCGUCCGGGUCCGCGGCGGCACCUGUCGCACGGCCACGCCGGGCUGGGUGCACGGGUGCAGCAGCGGCACUCGGGGAGGCUGCAACACGUCGCCGAGGUCCACGGCGGACGCGUGGCGCCCAGGAACUUCCGGGCCGCGCCGUCGGCGGGGCCCUCCCUCUCCGGCCCCUCGCUCGCCGGGGUGCUGGGUGUGUCCUCGCUGCAGGGGAGCGAGCGCAGGUGA